This is a messenger RNA of Ceutorhynchus assimilis (cabbage seed weevil), 5211 nucleotides long. The record is from the annotation of a GenBank genome assembly. NCBI's taxonomy places the organism in Eukaryota, Metazoa, Arthropoda, Insecta, Coleoptera, Curculionidae.
UGAUAAAACGCCAUAUCUCAAUGUUUGUUCCUUUGAAGAGUGUUUUUUUUUUUACUUUGUCAGACACGUUUAUUGUGGUGAAAUUACGUACCUACAGUUAAAGUCCCAUUCAAGAGGAAGCCAAAGAAAAACCAACUCCUGGGUGUCAAGAUGGCAGCCACAGAGCGACCGUUGAGCAACCAAGAAUUGUCUGAAGCACUUGCCAAAGAAGCCAAAACAGUUUUCAACCUUUUAUCAAAUUUAAGUGAAGCAAAUUCAAGCCAUCAAACAACUAAUUCCAGAGUACAACUUGAGACAGACGAUGACAUUUUGAUCCUGAAAAAAGACCCCGAUACUAAUCAAAGUUCUAUUAAUAAAAAAGCGUACUUGAAGUUGCAUAGAAGCCUGACGCCUGAGCGAGGAAGUUUUUUUGAUAAAAUAAGGGAAAAAUACGAAAACACUGAUGACGACGCACAAGAUGAUUCAACAACGCAAAUAAUUACCGUAGAAUCACUAAAAAACAAAUACUCGCCGACAGGUUUAGGUUACGUCAAGCCAAACAUUCCACCUAAACUACAACCAUCUCCAAAGCCGAGAAGGUCGAAACUUUCCAAAAGUCAAAUAAUUACUCCAUCUAAAAAAGAACAAACAAAAUUCGCCAGACGAAGCUUGAACAUAGAAAAAAAUAAACAAAAAGAUGUGAAUUCGAAUAACUUAUAUCGAAGCACAGAUAACCUUUCUGAAGAGGAAGACGAAUUUAUUACCAUAAUAACACGAUCGGAUUCUGAAGAAAGCGUUUUGAAAUUCCAAAAAGAAUUAUCCGCUUUCACCAUGGACAAAAAGAAACGUACUAAUAGCUUUCGGAAAAUUUUCUCGGUUUUCGGUAAUAAAGACAAGAAGAAGAAACAAGAAGAGAAAAAUAAAUACCAAAAUAAAGAGAAUGGGGAAACUUACACUGAUAAUUUCCAAAACGAAACCAAUUCUUUUAGCAGGCAGUCACCGUAUAGACACACUACAGGAGGAGAAGCUAACCCUAUAAAAUACAAUAUUAAUAAUGUUAAAAGUGAUCAUAAAGUUCCAAAUGAAUAUGAUGUGGAGCAACUGCAAAAGGAAUAUGCUCAAAUGCAUAUCAACCAAUUCAACCAAUUUAAACAAAAUUUUGAUAAGUCAGAUUCUUUGAGUAAAUUAACGCGUGAGGGAUACACGCCAAUGGACAAACCAAUUUAUAAAAGCAACGAACUCGGCAAUACUUACAUGAACUUGCCUAAUAAAUAUAUUGAUACCAGCUCAAGCGCAGCAAGUACUUUAGAAUCAGAUAGAUCGAAUAUUUAUCAAAAUGGAGUGCUAGCUAAAUCGGCUCAAUCUAGGGAAGAAGAAGUAGAAAUAAGAAAUUAUCCUCAAAACUCUUUCAGGCCUAGUAGAAUUACAGAUAACAGACGAGAUACCCCGCCAAGACUUCUUGAAACCAAACAAGACGUUCGCUUGGUGAAUCCUAAAGCUCUUAUACCCAUCAAUUCUGAAAGACCUUUGCCUAAUCCAUAUCAAAAUGGCACCAGAGAAUCUCCAGUUCAUUCGGUGAGUAAACCAUUAUCACAAAGUACUCCAACAAAUAAUAUAAAUGAGGCUAGUAAACCUUAUUUGGAUGAUACAUAUGGACGAGUAUUCGACAGCAUUGAACAUCCAAGUAGAGAUAGCGAAAAGUUAUCUCGUCCUCCUUCAGUAGAACCCACAAAACUAAGGCUGCCACCUAACAGAGAAAUAGUACCUUUAUCACCACGUAUAAGGUCCCCAAUACCCCCGGACAACGUGAGUACCGAAAAAAUUAUUGCCACUGAAUUGUUGAAACCUAAAAGAUCACCUACACCGACAAAAAAAGGUGCCAAAGAAGAAAUUCCUAGUCAUCAAAGGUUAGAGAUUGAUAUUGAUUAUCCUGAUCACAUCAACUAUGCUAAUAAUCGUAAUAGCUUCGCAAAAAGUAAUGAUAAUCUUAUUUCCAAACCACCAUUUGUUCAAAAACCAGCACCACCAAGACGAUUGCCAGAAACUCAUAUUACAAGCAAUAACUUUUCUAGAAUAAGCUUAGCAUCACGUAGUAGCAACGAAAGCGUUGCCUUAAGACAAAGAUUGAGCCAAACAUCACCGAUAGAUAGUCCAGACCGUAUCAUCACCAAUGCACAAGUUCACACAAAUUCGCCAAUAAAUAGAACACCUACUCCCAAUAACUCUAAUUCAAAUCAAAGCCUCACUUUGUCUCCAAUAAGACCUGCUAUUAGCUCCAACAUGAGACCCGUAACUCCUUCAGGAUCUCAGAUUCCAGAAUCGCCAAAAACAACGCCCCAAAAGGAGGACAUACGGAAAAGCGUCGAGGCUUAUUAUUGGAAAGAAAUUAAGAAGUUGAAGGAUCAAGAAAACUAUGACAUGUACUUGUGGCAGAGCCAAUAUGGAAAUUUGCCACCCUAUGGUUACGUUGAAGAGCCUGCAAAUGUAAGAAGAUCAAGAAGCAUUUCCCCCGCAGCAAAUAGAAAUGGCAGAAGAAGUUUAAGUUUGCCGCGUGAAGUGAAACAAGGCGCUAAUGUUAUUCGAGAAAACUAUUAUCCAAACGCUAUUCCAGAAAACCGAGCAGUUACAAACCGUUUGGAACCAAGGAGUGUCCAGCAGUUGCAAUUUCAGCAAUUGCAACAACAUCAGCAAUUACAACAACAUCAGCAAUUGCAACAGCAACAGCAACAAUAUUUUCAACGGAACACUUUGGAGCGAAGCACUGUAGAUGGUAGUCCUAGAAAAUAUAAUGGUAACUCCCUAUAUCGUCCAAUAUUUAAAAGAGGCAGUUUAAGUACUCCUCCUAGACAAAUGAUCACUGAAGACUCUCUAAAGCGUAAAGUUAGCUUCUCUGGCGCUCAGGAUCAAAAUGUUCAGGCUUGGCCGACGAAAAAUGGUUACACUCAAAGUCCGCCUCAGAGAAGGAUCGAAAAGCUUCAAAGUCAAGGUGACGACGAAGUAUUUUUGCCCCAUUCCGAUCAAUAUCGAUACGUUGAAAUGAAUAAUAUGAAACCCGACCUCCCUAAAGAGGAGAUGUACAGUACGAGACAAAAUGUGAAUGCUAAUGCAGAUCCAAUGUAUGUGUUACGAGCUAAUCAAAACUCUUUGUAUCUCCACCAAAGACAACCAAUGGAAAAUCCUUAUGGACCAGUUGCGAAGCGUGUGACCACCCAGCAAGAAGAUAUGUUAUAUGGACAGCCAAUUGAUGCUGUGAGACAACCACGAACAAUGACGCGUCACGGAUCCAUUCAAAUUCAAGAAGAACUGUAUGGUCAACGUCAAAAUCCUCGUAGAACGACUUAUCAAAAUAACAUUAUGGUAAGACCGAAUGUUCCAGUUUCAAUCGGACAAGAAGUUGAAUAUAUUACAAGGCGCCCAGCAAGUCAACCGUUGAGACGAGAAAUUAUUGUCAAUGAUGACAUUUUUGGCCAAUUUGGAGGGUACAACGGCAACUCUAAUAAUAAUAUAAGAGUUGUCCAACAGCCUCCACCACAAAGUGCCUAUGCGUCCAGACAAAGUAUUGCCGAGUACAAUUCGCGAGUACGCAACGACUAUUAUAGUCGCCUACCGCCAAAGCAUCAAGUGUCUGUGAGCGACAAGGUUUGUGAUAUGUACGGACAAAUUCAUGAUUCUGACCCGAGGUACCAAAAAAGUGGCGUGCUAAUGGGACAACUUCAUCCGAAUCCAGGUAGUCCUGCUGUGGUCCGUAACUCGUACAGUCAACUCGCUGGACGAGAAAAUUUCGCGCGAAAUAGUAGACUCACUGCUAGUGCUAACGAUAUGUACCGAAAAGUGCAAAUGGUGCCACAAGGAUACCAGAACGAAGAUUUGUAUGGUAGAAUAGAGCAAAAUGGUAAUGGAGCUCCUAAUAGGCCUUUACCGCCAGUGCCCCAGAAGAAGGCAGAUUCUUCCUUAAAAAAUGUGGUGCGUAAUAAUAUGAUUUCCGAUACUGAAAGUGGCUCUGAUGCUAGUGAGGUACAACGAAUACUAAAUAAUAAACCAAAACCUAAGAGACGAAGUAUUUUUGGAAAGUGAAGUACAGUGUUGGAAUGAAAAGGAGUUUUUGGAGGAAAUGUGUCAUAAUGGGACAAGAUUCUAGAGGUAUACUCCAAGUUAUUUGAAAACUGUUCAAAAAUGUUCAUGUGCGAAACAUUGAUUUGAUAUUUUUGACCAAUAAUGCAUCAGCAUAGAAAGUGAAAAUCCUGUUGGAAUUUUUUUAAUGCAGAUUGUGCGGAUAAGUAGGUACCAAGUACUUAUUUUGACUUUUUCAAUCUUAUCACUAAAAAUAGGUAUUUGACAUCCUCAUCGAAAAAAUAAUAAUUUUUAUGUGAUCACACCUUGUACUUUCCUAUAAUUUUAGUAAUAAUUGAUAAAAGUGUAAUUUGAAAUUUGACUAUGUAACUGCAUUUUAUUGAAACUUUUUUUUAUCAAGGUAUCAUCAUUAUCAUCAGAAUUAUUCUACUGAUAGGUAUAUUUUUUUUUUGCUGCACGUAAAUUUGCUGUUGAAUUUUCAAAUGAAUGGUUCUUCUUGAUCAUUCCUGUUAGAUCAAAUUAUUGUACAUCAAUAAAUAAUUUUGAUUCACAUUUCGCAACAGUAUUAACUUUACUAUAUUUGUAUAAUAAUUAGUUUAUUUCAAGAUGCUUCCUAAAUGUACUUAUUGCAAUAGGUAGAUUUAUAAUAUAAAAUUACUUGUAUUUAUCUCAAGAAUUGCUUAAGUUUUGAAAAUAUCUACUGCAAUAGAAAAAUUGCAUGUAAGUAUAUUUUUUUUUAUAGUUUGGUAUUGUGAAGGGUUGUUUUUAAAUAUAAAUAAGCCUAGCGUUGUUUUGCAAUUUUGACCAAAUUGCGAUUGGAAAUGAUGAAACAUGCCUAUACGUAGGAUUGCCAAAAUGUUCUGUGUUAUGUUAUUUAGAAAACAUUUAUGUACUUUAUUUUAUAAGCUAUUUAUCAGACCAAUGUCUUAUAAUUUAACUUUGUAUAUAGGUAUACAAAAAGUAUUUUGUACUAUAAUUUCAUAAUAUAUUAUAAUAUGUUGUUAUUUGUUUUAUUUUAGUUUUAGUGAUACAAGGGAUCUUUCAGAUGAAAUAUGAAUAGUUGAGCGUGUAAUUGGACAAUAAAAAUUUCAUGUCUCUGAACAAAAGUUUUUUUAAUUAUUUAAAAAUUUUCACCAUAGUGGGUUAUUUUUGGCAAAUGUA